AACCGACAGUUAACCAUGCAGUGAAGAAAUACAAGCUGAAGCACGCAACUCAGCGCUACACUCUCUGGUCUACAUGCAGACGGGCUUGACUUAUCGUCCUUGGUUGUACGCAGAGUAGCUUCCCCUGUCAGUAGGCGAAUCGGGCAAAGAGUGGGCUUAUCACAAAUGGAAGAGAAAACAGAAAAUGGCGAUGUGCAAUUUACCAUCAUGGAAAACAAAGACUGGGUUGAGCGAUGGGAUGCUGCACAGAUUGGUUUUCACAAUACGUACAUCCACCCCAUGUUGCAGAGAAACAUUGGAAAUGUUAUUGGAGACCAAAAAAACCUGAGAGUAUUUGUUCCAUUAUGUGGAAAAUCACUGGAUAUAAAAUGGCUAGCAAGUCAAGGAUACACAGUGUUUGGUGUGGAACUUGCUGAAAAGGCCUUGCAGGAUUUCUUUCAAGAAAAUGAUAUACCUUUCACCACUGAGGCUGCCCCAUCUGUUGAUGGGAUAAUUUUCAAGAGUGAUGAUGGAAGAAUUAUUCUCUACUGCUGUGACCUGUUCAGAAUUUCUAAUGAUGUUGUUGGUCAGUUUGACAUUAUCUGGGACCGUGGCUCCCUAGUUGCAAUUAACAGAGAGGACAGAGAAAAGUAUGCAGCUUUAAUAAAAUCCCUGAUGGCCCCUGGAUGCAAGUAUCUUGCUUGCACAGUUGAGUAUGAUGAAACCAAGCAUAAAGGUCCACCUCAUAAUGUCACAGAUGAUGCAAUGCAAAAAUUAUAUGGGGAUACCUGUGAAGUGACCAAGGCUGACCGGGAGGAUGCCAUUGAGGACAAACACAGAGAAUGGGGCUUAACAUCAUUUUUUGAGAACCUCUAUGUCGUAGAGCAGAAGCACUCGUAGGAAAGCUGCCCCAGCAACCUUCCAAACAUAUUGAUAAAAUGAUGGCUGAAGGGAAAUAGACUUGACUACUUAUAAUUCAACUGCGCCAGGAUACUUGUUAGCAAAUCAAUUGUUAAAGGUUCAUAUUCAUGUGUAUGCCGUUGCUGGAGAAGUUCUAAUCAUAUUGUAAGCAGAUUUUUGUAUAUGAGUGUGUGUGUGCUCCUCAGUUUGGUCUGGAUUCUUUCUCACGCCUUCAUUUAUAUUUUCUAAAAACUUACAUAAUCAGGGUUUUUUUCUCCCUCAUAUCCAACAUGAUUAAUUUUACUGACCAUUCUAUAUUCACAGUUUGUAAUAAAAACUUGCAUUUCAAAAAUAUUC
This is a messenger RNA of Pomacea canaliculata, 1236 nucleotides long. Its product is annotated as probable thiopurine S-methyltransferase. The coding region runs from base 166 to 879 and encodes 237 amino acids. The record is from RefSeq and is a predicted model, not a curated record. Gene Ontology annotation, molecular function: thiopurine S-methyltransferase activity. The transcript is spliced from 9 exons. Lineage: Eukaryota; Metazoa; Mollusca; Gastropoda; Architaenioglossa; Ampullariidae.